AUGACUUUAUCGUUCACCCAGGUGGAACAGUGGCUCGAUGACCAUCCAGAACACGCUGAGGAAUAUUUUGUGCGUAAAGGUACCGCGCGAAUGGUUCAACUAUGGAAUGAAGCGAGGGAAGAGUGUGCUGAUGUCUUUGACACAAAUGUUGAACUUAUUGAGAACUGCGGUAGAAGAACAAUCGGAGAAAAAAACUUUCGUUUCAACGAUACUGUAGAUAUUAUAAAUGCGAGCGAGGAAGGGGAAAGUGAAACGGGUCAGCCAACAGCUCGGUCAUUACCUAUAACUCGCAGGUACUCUGAACCGCAGCGUCAGGGGAAUCCGAAGCGGCAACUUGGUUUGGGUUAUGGAGGCAAGCAGUUUUUUACUAAACCAGUAUCUUCCAGUGUUGUUGAUUCUCUAGAUCUGAGUACUUGUGAAAUUCGGGAGGAAAAAACAAGACGAGUGAGAAGUCCCCCUUCACGACUGCUUCGGAAAACGAAAUCGCUGCCGAAUUGUGGACAACAGCAUGUAUUGGGGGCACUAAUUGAGUCAAAAAUUCGUCUACCAUCUUCAAUCGGCCUGAACGCCGAGACAAAGCUAGAUUUAAAGAAUAACAAUGAAAGGCAAUUCUUCUUUGAGAUUGUACGGGACAUAGCGAACGAUCUGGACCUAACGACUCUUAGUUAUAAAAUAUUAGUCAAUGUUGGGAUUCUAACAAAUGCUGAUCGGUGCUCAUUGUUUCUCGUGGAAGGACCUAAAGGUAAACAGUCACUGGUUUCAAAGGUUUUUGAUGUGCAAGUUGGAGGGCCGAACUCGACUUCUAUUAAGGAUUUCAUAGACCAGCAGAAGGAAAUUCGAGUGCCUUGGGGCAAAGGACUGGUGGGAUACGCGGCUGAAACUGGAGAGACAGUUAACAUCCCCGAUGCGUAUGCGGAUCCUCGCUUCAACAAGGAGGUUGAUCGCCAGACAGGUUAUCAUACCAAGAGCUUGCUAUGUAAGCCAGUGAAGAACAAUGAAGGGGAGGUGGUGGGUGUGGCUCAGAUAAUCAACAAAAUGCCUGGACCUGUACCAUUUACACAAGAAGAUGAAGAGGUCUGUGAAAUGUAUCUGACGUUCUGUGGAAUCGGAAUCACCAAUGCAAAGCUGUUUGAGCUAUCAGCAAAGGAAUUCAACAGAAAUAGGGCAUUGCUGGAGCUUGUUCAUGACAUCUUUGAAGAACAGACCUCUCUGGACAAGGUAGUACAUAAAAUUAUGAGACGUGCAUUGUCAAUGCUGAAAUGUGAACGAUGUUCAGUUCUUCUGUUGAUGCAUCCAGUCCUUGGCAACAGUCUGGCAGAGGAAAGAUCACAGGAUUUACGAAUUACUAAAGUAUUCAAUCUGCGAGUGUCAGGAGGUCGCAACAGUAAUAGCACAAUUUAUAGUGAAGGAAGAGAUGAUGGUUCUUUUAGUACUAGAAUAGCCAAACUUGUUGCAUCCACUGGAAAGACUCUUAAUGUUCCUGAUGCUGCACAAGAUCAGAGGUUGAAGAGAAUUAUUGCAAUGAGCUCUGACAAUGGUGUUGAUGCUCGUCGCCCAAUAUUGUGUAUGCCAAUUAGAAACAACAAGUUUGAAAUUAUUGGUGUUGCUCAGUUAAUCAGCAAACUGAACAACAAACCAUUUGAUGAGAGCGAUGAAACCUUAUUUGAGGCAUUUGCCAUUUUUUGUGGCCUUGGGAUUCACAACACCAUGAUUUAUGACCAAAUGGCAAAGGCAAAAGCCAAGCAACAAGUAGCAAUUGAGGUUCUUUCUUACCAUGCUGCUGCUAAGAGAGGUGAACUUGAGAGAUUGAAGAACACAACAGUGUCAAAAGCUGAAGAAUUCAAAGUAGACAGUUUUCAGUUUGAUGACUUUUCGCUGGAGCCUGAUCAGAUGCUUCAAGCCUCACUCAGGAUGUUCAUUGAUUGUGGCUUCAUUGAUGAAUUUCACAUAGACUAUGAGAUUUUAUGUAGGUGGUUGUUGACAGUUCGGAAGAAUUACAGAAAUGUGAUUUACCACAACUGGAGACACGCCUUCAAUGUAGCUCAGUCAAUGUUUUGUAUGCUCACGACUGGAGGUAUGAAUAAGUUUAUGAGCAAUCUGGAAUGUCUUGGAUUGAUUGUUGGGUGUCUGUGUCAUGACCUGGACCACAGGGGAACCAACAACGCCUUUCAGACCAAAACUGACUCGCCGUUAGCCAAGCUUUACACCACAUCUACUUUAGAACAUCAUCACUUCAACCAUGCUGUGAUUAUUCUUAGCACAGAGGGUCACAACAUUUUCCAGAAACUAAACGCGGACGAAUACAGACAAGUUAUAAGUUAUAUAAAGCACUCGAUCCUAUCGACGGAUUUAGCCGUCAAUUUCAGGCAGCGGUCAAUUCUCUUUCCUCUGGUUGAAAGAGGAGAACUUGAUCCCACAAUCCCGGAUCACCGAGACAUGCUUAAGGCAAUGAUGAUGACUGCUUGUGACCUCAAUGGCACCACAAAGCCAUGGGAAAUACAGAAAGAGGUAGUCCAUCUUGUGACAAGCGAGUUCUUUCAACAAGGAGAUCUUGAGCGAAGCACACUCAAGAUGGAACCGUCGGCCCUCAUGGACAGGCAAAAGGUCGACGAACUACCUGCACUCCAGGUGCAGUUCUUCGAAACGACAGGAAUUCCCGUCUUCAAGUGCUUGGCUACAUUCAACCCAAAGAUUCGACCUCUCCUUGAUGGCGCAGAAUCCAACAAGAACCGCUGGUGUGAGUUAGAGAAAGAACGGCAGGCGCGGCAAAAGGAGGAAGAAGAGAACAAACACCAACCAAUAACGUGACACUGCUGGCGUACUUCCUUCUUCUAUUCAUCGUAUUCGUUACCGUACCAGCAAAUGGUCGGAAUCAAUCGGAACUCAAUCGGAAUUCAAUCGGAAUUCAAUCGGCUCAUCUUUAAAAGCUGUCAAUUGCUUCAAGGUGUCGUGGGGAAUUCGCCACUGAUUGGUCCAGUGGCCUCGUACAGCCAUUUUUUCUUUUGCAAGAUGUCUGAUUUUAAGUCCUUCUCGAUAUCAAGUCACUUCGAAGACUUGGUAACCUCAAGGAAUUAUUAUUAUUGUUAUUAUUAAAACAUAGGAAGGAACCCUAUUUUGUAUUUAUCGUUAGGGAUGGGAAUGAAUAGUCUCAAAAUCGCAGUAUUGUAUUUUUUCUACGAAGAUUCUUUAUCCAUUAAGCAAAUGAUUAGUUAGGUAAUAGGGAAACAUUUUUAAUUAUCUCUGCCAAGCUUGAACGACACGCCUCAAUACUCCAACUGCGAUGAACUGAAUAACAAGCGUAUCGCGAGAUGAAGGUAAAACUCUCGAUUUGAUAAUCUUGAGCUCGUUGUCUGAAUUCUCGUAGCUGUCUAUGUAGUUAAAAUGGUUAUUUCAUUUUCACUGAGCUGUCAGGUGUUAAUAAGUCUCGUGCCCAGACCUUCCACGAGUAAGCAUUUCAGUUACGGUUACAAGGUUGGAUCUGGAUACGAGAUAAAUCAGGUGUAUCUACUAUAAGUGAGUGUUAAGGUUGUUGGGGCCCAUUUUUAUGGUCUCGGGUACCCGAGACAACUUUUCCUCGAGUUAUCCUGGCAGGGCUAACUUUCCGCUUACUUCUUUGAAAAAUUCAACCAAUCAUUUACACGAAAAAAUUGUGAAGUCGUCUCGGGAGGCGAGACACCCUUUUCUUAUAUAAAUACUUCGGCGCUCUUAACUGAGAAGAGUCGGCAUACAAUUUUAGAGAGACUUUUAAGGGAACAGCUGUCACAACUCAAAACUUCAUAUAAACGCUCCGUUAAGUUGUCUCGAGGGAGGGUUGUCUCGGGUAAGAGAGACCAUAUAGAGCCUAAGAGAGGGUAACUUCUCGAUCUUUAGGGAACGCGAGUGUUGAUAUUUUUGAGACGUUAACGGAUAAUGGAAGACUACUGGAUUUUUUCUUUUUUGACACUUCACUUCCGGUUGCGCAAGCUUCUCGAGAACGCCUUUGCCAAGACGUAGUUUUGUUGUGAACACAGCUUUAUUUAUUAGUUAGUUUAUAAGAUGCCAAUGGUGGCUCCUAAAAUUAACGUUUUGGCUCAGUCGUAACCGACCACUGCCGUAAAUAAAGGAAAACAGAAGUUGCUUCCAGCACUGAAAACCAGCAUAGUCUCCUCAAGAUGUAUUUGUAUUCCACUCUUGGAGAUGACUUUGAUUUUAUCUUUCGAUACAUGAUUUCUUUAUUUGCCAUUUUCUUUACGCUCAUAUUUAUUUCUAUUAGGAUAUGUCUUACUUCGCGACUUUUUCCGCCUCUGUAGGAAGACAGAACGAAAAUCAAAUGCUGGUGUAAUCUAUUUGUGGCUUUUCGUUGUGUUCGAAUAAAGCGGAAAGUGUAGGAGACGAACAAUGAAAAUGUAAAAUAACAACCCAAAAGACAGAUGAGAUUUAGUGGAAGAAAUAAAGUCUUGUAAAAAGAGA
Molecule: messenger RNA, 4449 nt
Organism: Pocillopora damicornis (cauliflower coral)
Lineage: Eukaryota; Metazoa; Cnidaria; Anthozoa; Scleractinia; Pocilloporidae
Product: dual 3',5'-cyclic-AMP and -GMP phosphodiesterase 11A
Biological process (GO): signal transduction
Molecular function (GO): protein binding; 3',5'-cyclic-nucleotide phosphodiesterase activity
Source: RefSeq, a predicted model, not a curated record